AUGAGAUCUCUCAAACACCUGAAGCCACAGACCAAGAAAAAUGUGGAGGAGAAGACACAGCGGCUGGUCAGAUGUUACUCUGAGGCCAUGCACCAGCAGAUGGACGCAGGGACACAGACAGACCCUGUGGUGGUCCUGUCACUGGCCCAAGCUGCUGUGUUGGGACUCAUCUCCCAGAACGAGGUCUUUGGCGCCACCAUCGCCCCCAACGGCUUUUACACCGGAGACCCCAAAGAAUCCCCCGCUCUGCCAGGUGAGAGAAUGGACUACGAGUACGCCGACCAGCUUAUAGGCGCCAACGGUGACUAUCUUGGUGAGAAUUUGGGCGAGGAGGGGCACAUGCAUUCAAGCUGUGCUGAGAGGAGGUGGCAGGGGCAACCCGAGAACAGCAAACCCACUAUAGGGCACCAAGACAUGGUAUCGCAUGUUAAAGGAGAGGUCAUGACUCCAGGUUUGCCCUCCUGCACUCACAUGAUGAACAACAUGGUGCCCAGAGAAGGCAUGCAAAUGGUCGACCCCUCAAGCUACAGGGUCCUGCCCAAAGUCCAGCUCAAUAACUGCAGCUCCACCUGUGUCCGAGACCCCAAGAGUACGCAUCCCGCACCCGAUCCACAUUUACACCCCCAUUCACAUGCCCACAGUCACGCACCUCAUGAAGUACCUUCACGCAACACGGGCCACACACAUGAAAAAGGAGUAGAUGAGGUAACCGAGCACAGGGACAAUGGGAGAAAUGGCAUGGUGAAGGCAGGAACCGGCGGCGAGGAAAUUAGCAGCUACUUUCAGCCGAGCGAGGUCGCCUAUGAAGGUGGCGAGAUGGAAGGGGUUGGAGACUUCGAUGAGAACAGUGAGGGGAUGUUCUGGACAGAGCCAGUAGAAGGAGAGGCACCUCGCGGCCGCCGUAUCGACCGACUGGAUAUCAACAUCCAGAUCAACGAGUCAUACUGCGUGGACGUUGGCGAGGGCCUGAAGCGCUGGAAGUGCCGCAUGUGUGAGAAGUCGUACACUUCCAAGUACAAUCUGGUCACGCACAUCCUGGGCCACAAUGGCAUCAAGCCACACGCGUGUCCACACUGCGGCAAACUCUUCAAGCAGCCCAGCCACCUACAGACUCACCUGCUGACGCAUCAGGGCACACGGCCACACAAGUGCACCGUGUGCAAGAAGGGCUUCACCCAGACCAGCCACCUGAAGCGGCACAUGCUGCAGCACACAGAUGUCAAGCCCUACAGUUGUCGUUUUUGUCGCCGUGGUUUCGCAUACCCCAGUGAACUCCGUGCUCAUGAAGUAAAGCAUGAACGAGGUCGGUGCCAUGUUUGCUCGCAGUGCGCCAUGGAGUUUCCCACCUACGCCCACCUGAAGCGUCAUCAGGUGAGCCACCAAGGACCAUCCACCUUCCAGUGUAGCCAAUGCAACAAGUCGUUUGCCUACCGCAGUCAGCUGCAGAAUCACCUGCUGAAGCACCAAACGCAGCGCUCUUUCUCCUGCAGUCAGUGUGGCCUGCAGUUUCUUCAGCUUCAUCUGCUUCGCCAACACUCCCUCACACACAAGACAAACAAGCCUCAGGCCCGGGCUACCAAGGGAACAAAGGGGUUUAAGUGUGAUGUAUGUGCCCGAGAGUUUACAUUGUCUGCAAACCUGAAGAGGCACAUGUUAAUCCAUGCCAGCAUCCGGCCGUUCCAGUGUCAUGUGUGCUUCAAAUCUUUUGUCCAGAAACAGACCCUUAAAACGCACAUGAUUGUACACCUGCCUGUGAAACCAUUCAAGUGCAAGGUGUGCGGAAAGUCAUUUAACCGAAUGUACAACCUUCUGGGCCAUAUGCACCUCCAUGCAGGCAGUAAACCCUUCAAGUGUGCAUACUGCUCGAGUAAAUUUAACCUCAAGGGAAAUCUUAGCAGGCACAUGAAGGUCAAACAUGGCAUGGAUGUCUCUCCAGAUGGGCAAGAUGUUCCACCAGACAUGGAGCCCCAUGAGGAGUAUGAGGACGAGAACUUCAAUUUUACAGCACCAGAGAACAUGGAAAAUAAUGAUGCGCCAAACCUAACUAAGCUCUCUGAAGUGGCCAUCCAGGAACUUGACUAUUAUAACUUUGGGAAGGAUGUGGGAAACUACAGUACAGCCUAAAAAAACUGUUUGAAUUUAAGUCCAGCUGAAUAAAUAAAGCAACAAAUGGCUUGUGCUGGCACUUGUCAACCAUGAGUUGACUGAGAUAUUCCUCAAUGAGAACCACAGCUCACUUUUUUGCAGUUGUUAAUGAGCAAAUAGUUGGGAGGCCAUCUUGACCUCCUGGGGUUGAUCUCACGGGGUAGGGCACUUCAGAUCUGUCUCUAAUGAAACAGACUGAUAGUUUUGCAGAGUCCUUUGACUCCUUCCAGUUCAAACAAACAUUGAUAAGGUAUUUUUAGUAUGUUCUGGAUCACAUUGUUACAUUUAAUACCAAAUACAUUAGCAUCAUAAAAUACAGGUCCAUACACAUCUAGUCUUGUGUUAAGUAAUACACAACAUCGCCAAUAUACUGUAUAAUUUUGGUUGGGAAUAUGGGAAUAGAAGGUGCAUGCAGCCUUGUGGCCUUCAUCGGUUUGGUACCUCAAAGCAACUUAUUUUAUUUCACACAGCCUUCACUUACUGUAUCUCUUAGAAAAAAGAAAAAAAAAACAUGUAAGGCCCAUGUAAAUGGUUGGAUAUCUGCUUGAGACAGGCUUGUGUGUGCCUGGGCCCGGUGUAAGCUAUUGCUCUUUGUCUGGUACAGGACCAUAUGCUGCUCAUUCCUGAGCACCACUGCUGUAGCCAGAACUAAACUUCAUCUAAAGUUUGGAUUAACAACCUCUGAGUGGAGAAUUACUGUUCCGUUCUAUUGAUUUGCUGUUUAUUUUGCACUUUGAAAAAGCCAAUUAAUUACUUUUGAUGAGCCUGUUUCAUCACUGACUGUUUGAGUUCUGUUAUAAUUAAAAUAGAUAUUAAGUUAAA
Molecule: messenger RNA, 2967 nt
Organism: Carassius auratus (goldfish)
Lineage: Eukaryota; Metazoa; Chordata; Actinopteri; Cypriniformes; Cyprinidae
Product: zinc finger protein 710-like
Exons: 5
Coding region: 1-2124 (707 amino acids)
Biological process (GO): regulation of transcription by RNA polymerase II
Cellular component (GO): nucleus
Molecular function (GO): DNA-binding transcription factor activity, RNA polymerase II-specific; RNA polymerase II transcription regulatory region sequence-specific DNA binding
Source: RefSeq, a predicted model, not a curated record